AUGCAAGCUCCAAAAGGAUUGAAUGCCCUGGAUGAUCAGAGCAAUGAGGAGGGUGAGGAACUGGAUCAGCAGUUGCCAGAUCGAGUUGAAAAGGUGGACUUGAAAGAAAACUUCAGGUAUCCAGGAAUACCUAAGAGAAAGAAAGGCAGCCAUACAGCUGGGAAGAGAGAUGGAAGACAACAUAAUGCACGUUUUCCAAAGCAGAGGAUAAUGAGGGCAAGGGAGAGACCUUUUGAAUGCUCAGAGUGUGGAAAGAGAUUCAGUCACAGUGGCCAUCUUCAGAGUCAUCAGAGAACCCACACACGGGAGAGAGCUUUUGAAUGCUCAGAGUGUGGAAAGAGAUUCAGUCACAGUUGCAGUCUUCAAAAGCAUCAUAGAACCCACACAGGGGAGAGACCUUAUGAAUGCUCAGAGUGUGGAAAGAGAUUCAGUCGGAGUGGCAGUCUUCAAAGUCAUCAGAGAACCCACAUAGGGGAGAGACCUUUUGAAUGCUCAGAGUGUGGAAAGAGAUUCAGUCACAGUGGCCAUCUUCAGAGUCAUCAGAGAACCCACGCACGGGAGAGAGCUUUUGAAUGCUCAGAGUGUGGAAAGAGAUUCAGUCGGAGUGGCAAUCUUCAAAGUCAUCAGAGAACCCACACAGGGGAGAGACCUUUUGAAUGCUCAGAAUGUGGGAAGAGAUUCAGUUGGAGUAGCACUCUUCAAAGUCAUCAGAGAACCCACACACGGGAGAGAACAUUUGAAUGCUCAGAGUGUGGAAAGAGAUUCAGUAGGAGUGGCAAUCUUCAAAGUCAUCAGAGAACCCACACACAGGAGAGACCUUUUGAAUGCUCAGAGUGUGGGAAGAGGUUCAGUCAGAGUGGCAAUCUUCAAAGUCAUCAGAGAACCCACACAGGGGAGAGACCUUUUGAAUGCUCAGAGUGUGGAAAGAGGUUCAUUGAGGGACGGACUCUUCAGAGGCAUCAGACAACCCACACAGGGGAGAGACCUUUUGAAUGCUCAGAGUGUGGAAAGAGAUUCAGUUGGAGUGGCACUCUUCAAAGUCAUCAGAGAACCCACACAGGGGAGAGACCUUUUGAAUGCUCAGAGUGUGGGAAGAGGUUCAGUCAGAGUGGCAAUCUUCAAAGGCAUCAGAGAACCCACACAGGGGAGAGACCUUUUGAAUGCUCAGAGUGUGGAAAGAGGUUCAUUGAGGGACGGACUCUUCAGAGGCAUCAGACAACCCACACAGGGGAGAGACCUUUUGAAUGCUCAGAGUGUGGGAAGAGGUUCAGUCAGAGUGGCAAUCUUCAAAGUCAUCAGAGAACCCACACAGGAGAGAGACCUUUUGAAUGCUCAGAGUGUGGGAAGAGGUUC
Molecule: messenger RNA, 1353 nt
Organism: Heteronotia binoei (common prickly gecko)
Lineage: Eukaryota; Metazoa; Chordata; Lepidosauria; Squamata; Gekkonidae
Product: zinc finger protein OZF-like
Exons: 3
Biological process (GO): regulation of transcription by RNA polymerase II
Molecular function (GO): DNA-binding transcription factor activity; RNA polymerase II cis-regulatory region sequence-specific DNA binding
Source: RefSeq, a predicted model, not a curated record